Messenger RNA from Cryptococcus wingfieldii CBS 7118, 1953 nucleotides. RefSeq names its product transcriptional regulatory protein. The record is from RefSeq and is a predicted model, not a curated record. Bases 1 to 1953 code for a protein of 650 amino acids. Lineage: Eukaryota; Fungi; Basidiomycota; Tremellomycetes; Tremellales; Cryptococcaceae. Gene Ontology annotation, molecular function: RNA polymerase II transcription regulatory region sequence-specific DNA binding. Gene Ontology annotation, cellular component: nucleus. The transcript is spliced from 10 exons.
AUGGACGACCCGAACGCCCCGUUUCAGGGCUAUCAAUAUCAACCACCGCCAUCACAUCCACAACAACCGUCACAGCAGCAGCAGCAGCAACAGCCGCAACAGAGUUUGUACAACUUCGUGCAAGCUCAAAACCUCCAGUCUAGCAACAACCACUACUUUACUGGGCUACCUGAGCCCAAUACAAGCUCAGAAAUGCAAAAACGCAGUCUGAGUCAUAGCUCAAGGCUUGAUGGACGACAAGCUUCAAACGAAAAUGUCGUCCCAUCCGCUCAGUCCGCCCGGAAGAAGCCGGCAGGAAUAGGCCAGAGCAGGAAGCUGAGUGCGUUGGAAAAGCUUGCGUCUACUGUCGCCGAAGUCAUAUGGUCUGUGAAGGCGGAAGGCCUUGUGAAAGAUGGUAGGUCCUCUUUGACCAUCAAAAGAGAGAUUGCGCAUCUCUGUCGAGACUGCUCCCCGCCUCCUCACAGUCACGGACAUAACGAUGAGCAGAAACCCGAACCUCAGCAAUCCCAGUCCCAUCAAAGGGUCCCUCAACCACCAGGCCCUCCACCCACGUCACAAGCGCCCGUCUAUCCCGAGUCCAACUUCCCCCCCUCUUGGCCUCUACUUCCAGAAGCCAAUGGAAAUCAGGUACCAUUCGGCGAAGCCCCAGAGAGGUUACAGAGCAUCAAUGAUGCAGCAGGACUCAUGGGUCCUCCCGCUACCACCUGGGGAACUACUGCCACGAAAGAGGAGGGCGAAUUAGCUGCGUUAAAUAAAUUCAUGAAAGACCUGGGCGUCCCCAAUCUACCGAAUGAUUUCUUGUCGUUCAUGAAUCAGCUGGAUAAUCCCACGACGGCCAACAACCUUACUGUUCCCAGCACCUCGAGCGGCUUGCCGGAUAUCCCAUCGCAAUCCGCCCCUGGACAACCUCGUGGACUGGAUAAAGGGAAAGGGAAAGAAAUGUCGAGAGUCGACAAAUACCUCAUGGCUGCUGCGGAUCAACCCAAUGGCACUCGAGCGUCCCGUCUCGCACAGGUCAUCAAGGCCAAGUACGAUGCCGGCUUGCUCAAACCUUACGAUUAUGUCAAAGGUUACGAGAGGAUGAAUAAGUGGAUGGAGAGCGGAAGAGCGGCACCAAAGAUGGAAAGCAGGGCGGGGAGCGAGAUCCCUGAGAGUCCACAUCAGAAGGGUGUCAACAGGAACGGGAUGUUGUCCAUCGCUUCGAUCCCAGCUCCUGUCUUUGGCAAGAGCAUAUCUCCCGAAUCCCGUCGACGAAUCUUGGCUGCGCUCGCAGGCUUCCGGCCAAAAUUCCGACAGAUCGCCAGAACCCUGACCAAUGUCGACCUGGUAUUUGUUGAGGAGGCUAUGGAAAGAUGGAUGUUGGAGUAUGACAGAGCUCUUGCUUCUAUACACACCCCAUCCUGCAUUUGGCGACGGACUGGUGAAAUCCAAAAGGCCAAUCAAGAGUUUUCCAACCUCACAGGGAUCCCCGCAUCCAUGUUCCGUGAUGGACAGCUUUGCGUCUACGAACUCAUGGACGAGGAUAGUGCCGUAAGAUACUGGGAAGGAUACGCCAAGAUUGCAUUUGACCCAAGCCAACGAUCAUUUUCCAUUCCGUGUACUCUCCAUAUCCCUCUUUCUCUCGCUCGACACCGUCCUCGACACCUUUCCGCCGUUCCUCUGCCAGCACCUUCCAAGUCAGCCGCUUCGGCCCCACCUUCCUUGAACGUCCCCGACUUGGCUCUUCCCCAACAGGGAAUUUACGCCGAAAGCCCUGGUCCCAGUGAGGGCGUGGACAGAGGGGUCAACAGCAUUGGCAGGGAAGAACAGUUCAGGGAGAUGCAGUGUAUGUUCAGCGUCACCAUUCGAAGAGAUGCGUGGGGUGUACCCGUAGCCAUCAUGGGACAAUGGAUCGUAAGUGAUUGCUUCUCGAAUCUAGCGGGGCUAACCGUCAUCCCCCAGCCUAUUCAAUAA